AUGGACACGAAAAAUGAUGCCCGUGGAGAUGACAUCGAACUGACUGUUCAAGGAGCCAGUAGUAAACCUAGCGUGGUGGCAACCAAAUCCGAUUUGCCUGAGCGAGGGUCUUGGGCCAGUAAGCUAGAUUUCAUCCUCUCAGUGGUAGGUCUAGCUAUUGGUCUCGGCAAUGUAUGGCGUUUCCCUUACCUGUGCUACAAAAAUGGUGGUGGAGCCUUCCUCAUCCCUUACUUCCUCACCCUGUUCCUUGCUGGUAUCCCAAUGUUCUUUAUGGAACUAGCCAUGGGACAAAUGCUUACAAUCGGCGGCUUGGGAGUAUUUAAAAUUGCACCGAUUUUCAAAGGUAUUGGUUAUGCAGCCGCUGUUAUGUCUUGUUGGAUGAACGUAUACUAUAUUGUUAUUCUUGCUUGGGCCAUCUUCUACUUCUUCAUGUCUAUGAGAUCAGAUGUGCCGUGGCGUACAUGUGACAAUUAUUGGAAUACGGAAACCUGUGUGAAUCCCUACGACAGGAAAAAUCUUACUUGCUGGUCUAAUAUGGAUAUGACUACUCUAUGUACAAUUAAUGGAAAAAAUUUCAGUAAAGCCAUUCUCUCCGACCCUGUUAAAGAAUUUUGGGAACGUCGUGCUCUCCAAAUCUCAAGCGGUAUUGAACAUAUAGGAAAUAUCCGUUGGGAACUCGCGGGCACAUUGCUUUUGGUGUGGAUACUUUGCUAUUUCUGUAUCUGGAAGGGAGUAAGAUGGACUGGCAAAGUGGUUUAUUUUACUGCUCUGUUCCCUUACUUUUUACUCACCGUUUUGCUUAUUAGAGGCGUAACUCUACCCGGAGCAAUCGAAGGCAUCAAGUUCUACGUGAUGCCAAACAUGUCGAAACUACUCGAAUCCGAAGUAUGGAUUGAUGCUGUCACUCAGAUUUUCUUCUCUUAUGGUCUUGGAUUGGGAACUUUAGUGGCUUUAGGAAGUUACAAUAAAUUUACUAACAAUGUGUAUAAGGAUGCUUUGAUAGUGUGCUCAGUAAACUCUAGUACAUCCAUGUUUGCUGGUUUCGUCAUAUUCUCUGUCGUCGGCUUCAUGGCUCACGAGCAGCAACGACCUGUUGCAGAAGUAGCAGCUUCAGGUCCUGGCUUAGCUUUCCUUGCUUAUCCAUCAGCAGUUCUCCAACUGCCUGGAGCUCCUCUCUGGUCCUGUCUGUUCUUCUUCAUGCUGCUUCUCAUCGGUUUAGACAGCCAGUUCUGUACUAUGGAAGGCUUCAUCACUGCCGUUAUUGACGAGUGGCCUAAAUUACUCAGGAGGAGAAAGGAAAUAUUCAUCGCUAUUACUUGCGUUAUAUCAUAUUUGGUGGGGCUGUCGUGUAUUUCUGAGGGUGGUAUGUACGUCUUCCAAAUCUUGGACUCCUAUGCUGUCUCCGGGUUCUGUCUGUUAUUCCUGAUCUUCUUUGAGUGCGUCUCCAUCUCCUGGGCCUUCGGUGUCAACCGCUUUUAUGAUGGAAUAAAGGAGAUGAUCGGCUAUUAUCCUACUAUUUGGUGGAAGUUCUGUUGGGUUGGAUUUACGCCGGCUAUAUGUAUUAGUGUUUUCAUCUUCAACCUCGUGCAGUGGAAGCCAAUUAAAUACAUGACCUAUGAAUAUCCGUGGUGGUCACACGCUUUUGGCUGGUUCACUGCCUUAUCUUCCAUGCUUUGCAUCCCUGGAUAUAUGAUCUAUCUAUGGCGUGUCACUCCCGGCACCAAGAUGGAGAAAUUCCACACGAUCGUACGGAUCCCCGAAGACGUUCCCGCGUUGCGUACUAAAAUGCAAGCCGAAGAGCAAGCGAAGCAUGGGAUCCCAUGCUCAUCU
Brenthis ino (lesser marbled fritillary) is the source of this 1830-nucleotide messenger RNA. Lineage: Eukaryota; Metazoa; Arthropoda; Insecta; Lepidoptera; Nymphalidae. The record is from the annotation of a GenBank genome assembly.